AAGGCCUUAUAUAUUUUAUAAACUCAAACUUUUCUCUCUUAAGUCACAUGUCACUUCCUAUAUUGACUUGCUUCAUCUUCAUGGUGUUAUCUAGUAAAAGCCAAUAUAGGCGGGACCGGAGUUUAUGGUUUUAUGACCCUGAUCAUGACUCUAUAACACACUGACACACUCGCACACACUCUCAACUAUAGGCUGGUGUGUUUGGUUGGGUAUUGUGUGUGGAUUUGAUCAUGUCGACUGGGAUCCAGCUUUUGGGCUUCCUGAUGUGUUUGGGGGGCUGGUUGCUCUCCCUCAUGUCGUUGUUGAAUGAUUCGUGGCGUUCGUCGACGUUUGCGGAUCAGCUGAUCACGUCUGUGUGGUACGAUCAGAACCUGUGGCAGUCGUGCGCCGAGGGCAGCACUGGAGUCAGAAACUGCAAGCAGUUCGAGUCUAUGCUCUCUCUAUCUGGAUACAUCCAGGCCUGUCGAGCUCUGAUGAUAAUCGCACUGGUUCUGGGUUUGCUGUCGGUGGUUCUGGCCACGAUGGGCUUGAAGUGCACUAAACUGGGCAGCACGUCUGAGGAGUCCAAGGGCAAAAUCAGCCUCACAUCUGGAGUGAUGUUCAUCCUGUCAGGUUUGUGUGUUAUGGUAGCGGUGUCGUGGUACGCCGCUCGAGUCGUUCAGGAGUUUAAUGAUCCUUUCUACGGAGGCACGAAGUAUGAGCUGGGUGUGGGUCUGUAUCUGGGAUGGGCCGCUGGAUCUCUGGCUAUAUUGGGUGGAGGAAUCCUGUGUACGUCAUUUAAGAGUUCGGCACCCGAACAAACACGUUAUAACUACAGCGGUUCGCAGCCGCAGAAGAUCUACAGAUCAGCGCCGUCUGAAAACACCCUCUCCAAAGCUUAUGUCUGAGGCCAUUCUUCUUCCUUUACAAGGACAUGCUUUUUUAGGAUUGCAUCUUAAAACUCAGCCUUAUGCAACUCCCCCGACGUUCUUGAAAGUGGUAUUGCCUUCAUAGUCAGUCAUGCACUUAUAGAGUUUAGGAUCAGAUUAUUGUGCAUUGACUUGAUCAGAAACACAAUAGAAGAGUAACAUUGUGAAAUAUUAGUACAGUUUGACUGCAUGACUCAUCAGUGUCUUCUUAGAUUUCAUCAUAAUUUUGUAUCAGAAUAUAAUUAUUUAGUCAGCAAAAUAUCAAUUAGACUGUAUUUUAAUAUGAAACACCCACUUUACAUCCUAAAUCAAUUCCCUGCUGUACAUUUUUUUUGUUUUUUUAAUUUAAUCUCAUAUUUCAUGUUAAAUUUAAUACUCUUAUGUCAUGUGAAUUGUCAUGCGUAUGUGGAUCAUUUUAGUUUGCUAUAUAAAUGUUACAUCGUCUGUUCUGAUGUUUUGAAAAGUUGUGUUGUUAUAUGUGUGUUUCAUGUGAAUAAAACAGUUCUGUGAAUUUUGCAAUUGUGCAAACAGUUUUUUAUUUAAUGUUUUGCUGUUAUCAGUGUAUGUUUUUAGAUCGGUACGAAAAACAAAUGUUAAAAAAAAAAGUUGUACUUUGUCCCUGCAACUGAAAUGUACUCCUUUCUGAUUGACAAUAAAGUUUAAUAAAACACUA
This is a messenger RNA of Pimephales promelas (fathead minnow), 1581 nucleotides long. It is a transcript of the gene cldn15lb, whose product is annotated as claudin 15-like b. The record is from RefSeq and is a predicted model, not a curated record. Lineage: Eukaryota; Metazoa; Chordata; Actinopteri; Cypriniformes; Leuciscidae. Gene Ontology annotation, molecular function: structural molecule activity. Gene Ontology annotation, cellular component: membrane; bicellular tight junction.